AGAGACGCGUGGGAGCUGGCGCCACGGCAUGCAUGCACAGCCAUGGAGAACGACGACGACGUGGAGCAUCCCUUCUACUACUUCGUCCACGACGACGCGGCCGCCGGCGUCGACGACCACGAGGAGUUGCUGGCAAGCCUCGGCUUCCUCCUCCCUCCUCCUCCUCCGCCGCCGCCGCCACCGCAGCCUGAUCAGGGAAGGAGCGCCUUCGCGGCGUACCAGAGUACCGCGGCGAUGGCGUCGUCGUCGUCGUCGUCGGAGUCUCUGAGCCGGCGGUACCACUCCUCUGCGUCGAACGUCCACCGGAGAAUGCACAGGUUCCUCAGGAGCAUCUAUGACGACGCCGGGGACGACGCGGGGGCAACCGCGGAAAUGCAGCCGGCGGAGGGCGAGCAGCAGCAGGCGGCGCCGAGCGGCGGCAGCGCGCGGUUCCGGCACAUCAUGCGGGAGCGGCUGCGUCGGGAGCGCCUCAGCCAGGGCUACGCCGACCUCCAAGCCAUCCUCCCAACCGGCGCAUCAUCAUCAAAAGGUGGCAAGAACACCAUCGUCGCCGCGGCGGCAAACUACAUCCGGGAGCUGGAGGGGAGGAAGGGGUGGCUCUGCGCGCAGAACGAGUUGCUGGAGCGGACGACGCCGAAGCCCGGCGCCGGCAUGGUGGUGAAGGUGCGCGCCGAGAGUGAGCUCGGCUCGACGGUGGACGUGUUCGAGGCGGUGCUCCGGCGGCUCAAGGCCAUGGACGAGCUGCAGGUGACGGCGAUCCAGUCGUGGUUCGGCGCCGGCGGGAUGUGGAUGGACGUCGCGGUGGAGUCCAAGAUAUCUUCGCGAGAGGUGGACAAAGCAAUAACAAAUGCCUUGAAGGAACUUCAGGAGAUCGAAUACUCCGAAUACUCCUGCUUGCAAGAUCCAAUGAGAAGUGGGACGAGCUUUAGUUGUCAAGUUGAAAGUGGUGUACUACUAAUGAGUUGAUUACUGUUCGGUGUUCUAAUUAAGUACUGCCGAUGUUCUUUACAAGUAAGCAAAGUAAUGAAUAAAUGGAAAAGGUAUUUUAAACUCU
Oryza sativa Japonica Group (Japanese rice) is the source of this 1054-nucleotide messenger RNA. RefSeq names its product transcription factor BHLH148-like. Gene Ontology annotation, molecular function: protein dimerization activity. The record is from RefSeq and is a predicted model, not a curated record. Lineage: Eukaryota; Viridiplantae; Streptophyta; Magnoliopsida; Poales; Poaceae.